Messenger RNA from Cryptotermes secundus, 2659 nucleotides. RefSeq names its product digestive cysteine proteinase 1 (gene 26-29-p). Bases 224 to 1897 code for a protein of 557 amino acids. Gene Ontology annotation, biological process: immune response. Lineage: Eukaryota; Metazoa; Arthropoda; Insecta; Blattodea; Kalotermitidae. The transcript has 11 exons. Gene Ontology annotation, cellular component: lysosome. Gene Ontology annotation, molecular function: cysteine-type endopeptidase activity. The record is from RefSeq and is a predicted model, not a curated record.
UUAAAUACGAUGUUGGCAGGAUGGCAGUUUGUCACAUGACAUUCCAGUUCGUUGUGUAAACGUAAACAGAGAUUCAACAAGCAUUACAUGACAUGAUAUGAGGAAGAGAUAGAAUUGUUUGUUUAUCUACUGAAAGCACUUUCAUAUAGAGAUUAGCUCAGAAAGAAGAGCAGUAACACAGGAGCCGGCUAGUUGUUUUGACAUUAUUCCAUCAUUGGUUAAUAUGGCUAGAAAAUGCAAUUUUGUUCUGUUCUUGCCCGUCGUUUUAAUGCUAGCUUUACUUGCAGCAAUGUCUCACUGUGUUCCAACACCACCGGAGUUCAGUGAUACUUAUACUGUUAAAGGAACACUGUACAUCCCAUAUGCUGAGAUCCGUGAACCUUUCUAUUCCUGGUAUGAUCUGAAGCUUGGUUCUAGCCGAAUUGAUUACUAUGGAGGAAUGGUGAAAACAUAUCAACUAAGCAAGUUGGGCGAGUAUGGUUCCAGUUUGAAGGUAGCACCAGUGACAACAGAAAAAGUGCAGAAUUUGAAUUCUUGUCUACAAGUCAAUGGAAGUAGUGGGAACAGAAUAGAACCACAGAGUAUUCUGCCAGAUCUAACGGGUUUCAAGUUUCUUGGUGAAGAACUGGUAAAUGGCUUAAUAUGUGAGAAGUGGCGCUUAGUGGAUACAAAGGGGACCAAGGUCAACAAGUAUACCAUGUGGAUUCGUUACAAGAAGUCUCCCAGGGUCCAAGGUGCAAAAGUAUCAAUUCCUGUUCGGUAUGAGAUGAAGGGAUACAAUUCUCUAUUAGGUUCACAUUAUGAUCACUACUACUUGGAAUAUGAUUGGUACUCUUCUGACACACCGAGUCCAGAUGUGUUCACAGUUGCUGAGAAUAUGACCUGCACUAGCUUUCCCGGUCCAGGAGACAGACACAUCUACACUUUUAACCCAAUGAAAGAAUUUAUACAGAACUAUGAUGAUCACAUGGAAACUGCGUUUGAUCACUUUCGACACAGACACAACAAAGAUUAUGCUGAUGAAAUGGAACAUGCUAAAAGAAAGGAAGCUUUCCGUCAGAAUCUGAGGUUCAUCCACUCGAAGAACCGAGCUGGUCUUAGUUUCCAGUUAGGCGUUAACCACUUGGCUGAUAACACAGAGUUGGAAUUGAAGGCCUUGAGGGGAAAACAAUACUCCAGAGGUUACAAUGGAGGUGCCCCUUUUCCAUAUAGCAACCUUGGUAGCCUGACUAAGGAUCUUCCUUCAGACCUGGACUGGAGAUUGUAUGGAGCUGUAACCCCAGUUAAAGAUCAGUCUGUAUGCGGCUCAUGUUGGAGCUUUGGGACCACAGGUACCAUCGAAGGGGCAUACUUCUUAAAAUAUGGUCAUCAGGUACGGCUGUCACAGCAGGCUUUGAUCGACUGCAGUUGGGGUUAUGGAAACAAUGGAUGUGAUGGUGGUGAAGAUUUCCGCUCUUAUCAGUGGAUGAUGAAACAUGGUGGGAUACCACUUGAGGAUGAAUAUGGUGGCUACUUGGGCCAGGAUGGUUAUUGUCACAUAGAUAAUAUGACACUAACAGCAAGAAUUACAGGCUAUGUAAAUGUGACUUCAGGAGAUCCUGAUGCUCUGAAGGUGGCAGUGGCCAAACAUGGUCCUAUUUCUAUAGCUAUUGAUGCUUCUCGUAAAACAUUUACAUUCUAUUCAAAUGGCAUAUACUAUGAUCCAGAGUGUGGCAAUAAGCCAGAACAGUUGGAUCAUGCAGUGCUGCUGGUUGGGUAUGGAACCAUUAAUGGCUCUCCCUAUUGGUUGGUGAAGAAUUCAUGGUCAAACUACUGGGGGAAUGAUGGCUAUGUCCUUAUGUCACCAAAGGAUAACAACUGUGGUGUUGAAACUGACCCCACAUAUGUCACCAUGUAGAACAUGCAUGCAACAUUCUUAGAUGACUUUUUUUGUCAAAGUAAUUUGUGAUGUUUUAAUUAUUCCAUGACAUUGAUAUUUUGAUAUGGAUUCUUGACAUUUCAUUUUAUUUUUGAGUAUUAAUUAGAAGGAAAAACAUGUGUACUAUUUCUUGCCAAAUGUCUUCUCUUAUUAUGAGGACAGGUAAACAGGGUGAUUUAAAUUAGUAUAUUAAUUUGAAAGGAGAACCAUGAAAGAACUCUGAAACAAAAGAGUGUUAAUGUGGUAUGAAAGACUGAACCUUUUGGAAGUACAGUGAUGAGAAUUGUCCUGUGUGAGUGGUGCAGUGUUGGUUAAUUUCUAGCGGCACUGUAGUGGAAAUCUUGAACACUUUUAAUGGGCUUGAGCUGACAGUAUGCAUUUAAAGUACAGGUCUGAAUUGUUAUUUCAGGUUUGAGUUCUUUUCACUUCAUGGUAACCAGGAAAUCUCAAAUUGAAGAUUGAAUGGCAGAAGAGGACGUAACUUUCGUUAUCAUAUUUCCUGGAUAUCCUGAUCUAGUAUGUACUGUUAGCAUUGCCCCACUCCACCACAUCAGAUAACAUAGGUACUAUUCUUAAUGCACCCAUUGAUCAAACUAUUUAUGUCCUUCAGAAUUAUUUACUUAUACCUGCUACUGUUGAUAAAAUAUUAGCACUAGAGAACAGUGUUUUAAGAACACAGGAUAUGAAAUAUAUCUCUGUACUUCACAGGACAUUAAAAUAUGUAUUACAAUCAAUACCAUA